GAAUAGACAUUACCGAGUUUCGGCAGGCUCUUCUUCUCUCACUCGUCACUCGUCACAUGACCCGCACUCCUGUACGGUAGGCCAUAUUUGACAGUGGCACUAGUUUAGCGAAGUGAGUGCGUGAAGAUCGCUCUUCAUCCCACGUUCGCGUUUUCGACAACCUGUAAAUACUCGUGAUCGAUUUGACCUACGAGUCCUAAACGCAUCAAAAUGAGCAGUGAAUAUUCAGAAGGAUCUCCUGUUUAUGCUCCCUUUUUCGGAGUAAUGGGUGCCGCCUCAGCCAUUAUAUUUUCUGCUCUAGGAGCAGCAUAUGGCACAGCAAAGUCAGGUACAGGAAUUGCAGCCAUGUCUGUUAUGAGGCCAGAACUUAUCAUGAAAUCUAUCAUUCCUGUUGUUAUGGCUGGUAUCAUUGCCAUUUAUGGCCUUGUAGUAGCUGUUCUCAUUGCUGGUGGUCUAGAAGAACCUAGUAGAUACAGUCUGUACAAGGGUUUUGUUCAUCUGGGUGCUGGCUUAGCCGUAGGUUUUUCUGGUCUAGCUGCUGGAUUUGCCAUUGGUAUUGUUGGUGAUGCAGGUGUAAGAGGUACCGCACAACAACCUCGCCUGUUUGUUGGUAUGAUCUUGAUUCUAAUCUUCGCAGAAGUAUUGGGUCUCUACGGUCUCAUCGUUGCCAUCUACUUGUACGCCAAGUAAAAUGAUUUUAGUAGCAGGAAUGCAAGACUCGUCGCCUGCAACCAACAGCGCUCCCCGACUAUUAAAAUAUUACGACUUGUUUCGACAUUUUACUUAAACACAUUUUUUCCAUACAUACUCACAUCGACUCAUCUAAGCAUCCUUCUGUAAUACUGUAUUCAAGUUGAUAUAUUAGAGUCCAAGCAUUUAAUAAGUACAUAUUCAUUAUAUAAAUAACAUAAUUGUUGAAAAAUGCUGCAAGCAAGUAACAAGAGUGCUGAAAAUCUAAUUAAUUGAUUAAAUAUUUUGAAUUGAAAAAACAAAUAAUUCAGUCUUGCAGGAAGAGGAUGUAUGUACAGAAGAUACGAAAAGCAACAGGCGACAGGGAGUUACACUAAGGAAAGACCCCAAAUAUCCCAUGUCGAACAUUUCUCUUUCACUGUAUAGUAAUCAUUUGUAGCGUAGUUUGACAUUGAAUUAUCAAUUAAGAUAAUCGGCUCUACUGAGUGUAUAAAGGAAAAAACUGUUAAUGAUAAAAGAAUAUUUAGCACAAUUACAUAUAUUAAACGCGAUUGAAGUGGCAGUAUACAGAUUGCAGAUGAACGUCUUUUACGACAAACGUCUACAUAAAAUUAUAAUAUUUAAAUCAGAAAGUGGGAAAAAAAAUGCAAGAUUGCAUGUAAGAAACAGCAUAAUAUGCAAUGGUUGUACAAACUAUAUCUUGAACAAAAAAAAAGGAAAGAACAUAGAUAUUGUACAAUCGAAAUUACAAGACACAAAGUAUAGUAUGUGGGAUGAAAUUUUAGAGAAGAAAAUGAAAUGAAUGUGAGUAGAAAAUGGACAGAUACAUGAUAGUAUUAAGUCAAUUCAGAGACUGCUGGACGUAUUAGGAAUUUGCACUUAUUAUGGUUUUGAAUAAUUUUGGGUGACUGCAAAGGCCAGCGGUAAUUCCCCUCUUUUAGCUGUAAACAUACUUAUUUCACGUUUCAUUAGAAAUAUAUAUACAUACAUAUAUAUAUAUAUGUUAAUGAAGUGAAAGGUAUGUUAAGGCACCACGAAAAAAAAGAUUCCAUACGUCCCAGCAGAUGUAUGACUACCUAAGAAAGGGGUUACGAGAUAAUGAUGAAAAAAAUCAUUUGUACAUUCCAUACUAAGUUCGUUUUGUGCAGGCGAGCGGGCGCUUGUAAUGGCGCGACAAAUGUAGGUUUUUUGGGAAAGAAAAAAAGGACAAAUUAUGCGUUCGAUACUUUACAUUUUCUUUCGUGACAAUGUUUUUAAAUAAAUAUAAUUAUGGGGUUGAAAAACGAUGCAAACGAAAUUUUUUUCGGAGGUUCAUUGUUAUGGGAGCUGACGGUGAACUCUGAUAUAUGUGUUAUGGCCUUUUAAUCGGCCACCAUCUCUCCCCGUAAUAAAUAUAUCGUGUCACGGUCGAGGACAAGAAUUCUUUGCGCCCGCUUGCCAAAUUUUAUUGACUGCGCAGUAUUUUCUAUCUAAAAAAACAACAAAGCUCAACAUGUAGGCGCAUUUCCGGGAGGAAAAUAAACAUAAAACACUAAACAUUUCAAAACCAUUUCAGUUUACGAUAAUAGCGCAUGAAACCAAAAAGAUGCGAAUCCCAUUUCUUCGAAUUCAUCUGAUCGGAAAAAGAAGAAAAAAAGAAACAAAAUGCACCAGUAAUAGGAGAAAAAAAUUUCAGCUUUGAGAUAUCCCUUUAUUAUUGAUUGAUCCUCGCUUGAAAAUAUACCUAUGUUAAAUUGCAUUGCUAAAAACAGUUUUUUGAACAAAUAGGCAUUAGAAAUUCUAUUGCUUUCUUUUUUUUUUCAAAUUCUUAACAACGAUGAUAGAAAGAAACGGAAUAAAAAUGGCGUAAAGGAAAUGGAAGAAAAAUUGAACAUUUUUUGUGAAUAAUUCGUAACUAAUAGUAUAACACAAGCGAAACGCAAAUGCGAGCCGGGGAGCGGUGGUGGUGGCUUUCUGCAACGAGAUAGAAUGAAGGAAGGAUAGAGUGAUAGAGAGCGCAAGAGCGAUCUUCACUUUAAACAAAACACAACUUUAUAUUCGAACAAAAUGCAAAAAAGCACACGAAUAUAUUACGCCAAUUACCUCUGUUCCCCCUUCUUCCUGCCAUCCUAUAUAUGUUUCCUAUCUAUCUAAUAAUGAUAAUUAAAAGAAAAAGAAAGAAACAUCUGCUAUCUGAUCAUAAAUUGUUCCCGUGCAAUGUAUAUAUCACCCGCCAUGCUUUACACAAUACGAUUAAAAAGAGUUUUUUAGGCUAGAUUAGGUUGGGUAUUAAUUGUAUACCAAAAAAUCUUGUGUAGUUGAGAGCGAAAGUAAAAAUCGAUGUGCAAAUAGGCGUGUAUGUGUGUGUUGUGUGUGCGUGGUAAAGAAAGGAAGUCUGGUGAAUGCUAGUGUGUGUGAGGAAGAGUGAAUGAAAAAGCCCAAAAAGUAAAGAAAGGGAAAUAAAUGAGAAAAGAGCACUGGCAGAUGGAGGAAAGACACCGCUGUCACCGCCGCCGCCGCCGCCCCUCAUGUACUAUCUUCCAGUGUUAUAUUAAAAAUAGACUCAUUGUUGAGCGCAAAAAAGUGAUACUGAUCAAUAAUAAUUAUUUAUGUUAUAAUUCGUCCUCGAUGUUACAGAAAAGAAAACCGUGUUUAAUAAAAAUUUAAUUUGGACAAACA
Bombus pyrosoma is the source of this 3348-nucleotide messenger RNA. It is a transcript of the gene Vha16, whose product is annotated as V-type proton ATPase 16 kDa proteolipid subunit. Gene Ontology annotation, biological process: proton transmembrane transport. Gene Ontology annotation, cellular component: proton-transporting V-type ATPase, V0 domain. Gene Ontology annotation, molecular function: proton-transporting ATPase activity, rotational mechanism. Bases 211 to 690 code for a protein of 159 amino acids. The record is from RefSeq and is a predicted model, not a curated record. NCBI's taxonomy places the organism in Eukaryota, Metazoa, Arthropoda, Insecta, Hymenoptera, Apidae. The transcript has 3 exons.